Aedes aegypti (yellow fever mosquito) is the source of this 501-nucleotide messenger RNA. Its product is annotated as sperm flagellar protein 1. The record is from RefSeq and is a predicted model, not a curated record. Gene Ontology annotation, molecular function: microtubule binding. Gene Ontology annotation, cellular component: axoneme. Gene Ontology annotation, biological process: regulation of cytoskeleton organization. Lineage: Eukaryota; Metazoa; Arthropoda; Insecta; Diptera; Culicidae. Bases 87 to 437 code for a protein of 116 amino acids. The transcript has 2 exons.
GCUUUAUCUAGGAAUUUCAUGAAACGAAGUAGGCAUUGCAGUUAUUCUAAUCUCCUUUGUUUUGAUAAAAAUCUCAAAAAUAUACAAUGCUCUCCGCCGAGGAACGAUCCAUUAUUCAGCAGUGGCUGAUUCAGUUUCGGCUUUCAAGUCCUGUUCGCAAAGUUUGCCGCGACUUGUCCGACGGAGUAUUAGUCGCGGAACUUCUGCAUCAGUUGUUCCCACGGUUGGUGGAUUUGCACAACUACACGAAAGGUUUUGCCAUCGCGCGCAAGCUGGAUAAUUGGGAAACCCUCAACAGGAAGGUGCUGAAAAAGCUUGGAAUCUACUUGACACCGGAUGUUAUUCAUACCGUUGCGAAUGGAAGCAAGGAUGUCGUGUACGAUGUCCUUCUAGAAAUAAUGAUUAAAGCAGAGCAGCAGGGAAUUGAAUGUCUCUAGGGUUUCAGAAGAAAAAAUUACAUUAUUGUACGAUUAUUGAAUUAUAUUUUUCUAAUUGCUUUUA